AUGGCCGAUGGAGAGGAUAUUCAGCCCCUUGUUUGUGACAAUGGAACUGGAAUGGUGAAGGCUGGUUUUGCCGGUGAUGAUGCUCCCAGGGCAGUUUUCCCGAGUAUCGUGGGUCGGCCUCGACAUACUGGUGUUAUGGUUGGGAUGGGACAGAAGGAUGCUUACGUGGGCGAUGAAGCUCAAUCUAAGAGAGGUAUCCUGACCUUGAAAUAUCCCAUCGAGCAUGGUAUAGUCAGCAACUGGGAUGAUAUGGAGAAGAUCUGGCAUCACACUUUCUACAACGAGCUUCGUGUUGCUCCUGAGGAGCACCCUGUGCUUCUAACUGAAGCGCCACUCAACCCCAAGGCCAACAGAGAGAAGAUGACCCAGAUCAUGUUUGAGACCUUCAACGUUCCCGCCAUGUAUGUUGCUAUCCAGGCUGUCCUUUCUCUAUAUGCCAGUGGUCGUACAACUGGUAUUGUUCUGGAUUCUGGUGAUGGUGUGAGUCACACAGUACCCAUUUAUGAGGGCUAUGCACUGCCUCAUGCCAUCCUUCGUCUGGAUCUUGCUGGUCGUGACCUCACAGACUACCUCAUGAAGAUCCUCACCGAAAGGGGUUACAUGUUCACCACUUCUGCUGAACGGGAAAUCGUUCGUGACAUGAAGGAGAAGCUUGCUUAUGUGGCUCUUGACUAUGAGCAGGAACUUGAGACAGCUAAGAGCAGCUCAUCUGUUGAGAAGAACUAUGAAUUGCCUGAUGGACAGGUUAUUACAAUUGGGGCUGAGAGAUUCCGCUGCCCAGAAGUUCUCUUCCAGCCUUCUUUCAUUGGAAUGGAAUCUUCAGGAAUCCAUGAGACUACCUACAACUCCAUCAUGAAGUGUGAUGUUGAUAUCAGGAAGGAUCUCUAUGGUAACAUUGUUCUCAGUGGUGGUUCGACCAUGUUCCCAGGCAUUGCUGAUCGAAUGAGCAAGGAAAUCACUGCCUUGGCUCCCAGCAGCAUGAAGAUCAAGGUUGUUGCCCCGCCAGAGAGAAAAUACAGUGUCUGGAUUGGAGGAUCAAUUCUUGCAUCCCUCAGCACCUUCCAGCAGAUGUGGAUUUCAAAGGGUGAAUACGACGAGUCUGGUCCGUCGAUUGUCCACCGAAAGUGCUUCUAA
Fraxinus pennsylvanica is the source of this 1134-nucleotide messenger RNA. The record is from the annotation of a GenBank genome assembly. NCBI's taxonomy places the organism in Eukaryota, Viridiplantae, Streptophyta, Magnoliopsida, Lamiales, Oleaceae.